Messenger RNA from Lytechinus variegatus (green sea urchin), 2013 nucleotides. RefSeq names its product demethylmenaquinone methyltransferase-like. The transcript is spliced from 3 exons. Gene Ontology annotation, molecular function: sterol 24-C-methyltransferase activity. Gene Ontology annotation, cellular component: endoplasmic reticulum. Gene Ontology annotation, biological process: sterol biosynthetic process. The record is from RefSeq and is a predicted model, not a curated record. NCBI's taxonomy places the organism in Eukaryota, Metazoa, Echinodermata, Echinoidea, Temnopleuroida, Toxopneustidae. The coding region runs from base 64 to 699 and encodes 211 amino acids.
GUUACGUGUGUAUACCAAUACCACUUGGUCUUGGGACUGGAUCAACUAGUCAUCAUCAUCAUCAUGCCUCUCUUCACGGACUCGAUUGCUAGAAACUUGAAAAAACCUGAAACUGGUUUUGUUGGGUCAUUUAUACUGCGUGUAUUAAAGAGGAGGAAUCGUUUCCUGGAGGAAAAAGCUGUAGAACAUGCAGAGAUUCAGCCUAACCAUCAUGUCUUAGAAGUCGGCUUUGGUCCCGGCUUAGGACUCAAGAAAGCUGCACAGUGUGUAAAAAAAGGUGAAGGAAUGGUGUAUGGGAUUGACAUCUCUCCUGCUAUGAUGAAUGCUGCUAUGGCUCACUUGGAGCAGGAGAUUGCCGAUGACAUCGUCCAGCUCACCAUAGGCAACGCAGCCCAGCUCCCUUACCGAGAUGGCUCCAUGGACCGCAUCUUCCACACCAACUGCUAUUACUUCUGGCCGGACGUGACCGCGGUAUCGAGAGAACUCUUCCGCGUGCUGAAGCCCGGUGGGCAGAUGCUGACCCUGCUCUGCCUGGAGAGGGUCAAAGAGUCGCACGACAACGGCUAUCUCAAGUACGGGAAGUACGAUCCAGACGGCUACAUGGAUGCGCUGAGGACCGUGGGGUUCGAAUGCGAGGGUAUGAAGUCGUUGAAAGAUGGUGACGAGGCCUACGAGUAUAUCCCAGCAAAGAAACCUUGAGUUACGAAAUCAUAUUUGUACAAAAUUUUCCAACCCAAAUGAAUUGUGAUUGAGUCUUCAAAUAUGUCACCACUUUGCUUGCAAAGCAUUCAUAUUCUUAUACCAAAGGUGCUCUUGGUGGGGGAAGGGCGUGUGGAAUUGUGGCAUUGGGAUAUCUUGUAAAGCUGUUUGAGGUCGGUACAGUUGAGAUUACUUACCUUGGUGCAAAAUGGAUUGAUAGAUCUAAUUCACAUAAAUAUUUGUUAAAGAAAUUGAGGUUAAUUAUAUUUUUUUAUAUAAUUCUGUUCAAAUUAUUGAUAAUGAAAAAUAUAUGCUGUUGCUCUGUUAACGUUUUUUAUUAAGUAUUUUAAAUAUAUAGAAACAUCUCAAAAGGUGGCCCAUACACUUGUUUCUACCGAUCAACUUCAUAUUCAAACAUAUCAGAUGGCAGUUAUAAUACAGACGACAGAAUUAUCAGUUAAUAAUUGCAGCUGACCAGUCAGUUAUUGUGUCAUUGUGACAUUAACAAGUUUAGCAUGUACAGAUAUGGAUGCGCAUAAGCAUAUUUGACUGAAACAUCUGUGAAUGACUGAAUUGUAAAAAAAUGCUGAAUAUUAUACAAUUGAUUGAUAUAAUGUUGUACAUAUAGCUUAAAACAUAUAAAGUACAAUUUUGGGUUUAGGGUAGGGAUUAUUGGUAAAAUUCAUAUUCAAUAUGUGUGAAAAAUAAAUACUAUUAUUUAUGAUGAUUUUGCUUGUUUUAUUAUGAUGAUUUUAUCUGCAUAUUUAUUUAUGACAAAAUUUAUCUGCUAUUCCAUUUGUGUGCUGCUUGACAAAUAUACUUAUACAUGCAUUUUGUGAAUCUUUUAUAAAGGACAUUUCAUUAUGUACAUAAGUUACGGUGUUUAUGUAAGAUUUAUUGUGUAUCCAUUAAUGAUAUAAACAUUAUAUAUAUGGAAUCCAUGAGAUUACCUUCAGCAACAACUGUUCCUUUGCAACAAAAAAAGAAGCAUAUUAUGCUAAAUAUAAAUUCUUAUUUACUUCACACCAUGUCCAAACCCUAAUCCAUCCAUUGGUCUCCUAGCCACCCCCCCCCCCAUGAACUCUAUCAAACCCUUACCCUGUAUCUUCAAAGGAAUGAAGAUUGGAACAGAUGUUGCAGGAAAGAAUAUUGGGUUGCCCCCAUUUUAUUGUUUAUUUGCAUGUAAUGAUUGCAAUUAUGUACUCUUAGCCUACAUAUCUCGUUUUAAUGCAAUGUCUUGUUCUGAUUGAAAGUAAUGUGCCAAUUGCCAGUAAUCUAAUUUUUAAGAGAAUAAAUAUGUAUAUUUUUUUAAUU